Messenger RNA from Exserohilum turcica Et28A, 1071 nucleotides. RefSeq lists its product as uncharacterized. Lineage: Eukaryota; Fungi; Ascomycota; Dothideomycetes; Pleosporales; Pleosporaceae. The transcript has a single exon. Gene Ontology annotation, cellular component: plasma membrane. The record is from RefSeq and is a predicted model, not a curated record. The coding region runs from base 1 to 1071 and encodes 356 amino acids.
AUGCUGAAAUGGUUCGUCAAAGACCAGUGGUUCCUCCUCGCCAUGGCCAGCGUGGUCCUCUUGUCCUCGCAAGUCCAGGUGCCAGCAUCCCAGCAGCGGACAAAGCGAACCGUCAUUACCUACCUCGCCGUAUCCGUCAUCUUCUUUGUCAACGGCUGCACGCUAGACACGCGCCUGAUGCUCGCAAACUACAUGCGCUGGAAACUCCACCUUUUCGUGCAGCUGCAAUGCUACCUCGUAUGCUCGGCCGCUACUUUUGCCAUAGUCAGUCUGUGCGCCACGAACCCACGCUUCAUGGACCCAUGGCUCCUGAUAGGAUUUCUCUUUGUGGGCAGUGCUCCCACAACCAUGUCUAGCAACGUCGUCAUGACAAGGCAGGCGCAUGGAAACGCUGCGCUGACUGUCGUGCAAUCCGUCAUUGGCCAGUUUCUGUGUCCAUUCCUCACUCCGAUUAUCAUUGAGAUGUACCUUUCUACCGGCUCGUGGUACAGCAAGGUCCUCCAGCGGGGCUCGGGCUAUGCAGACAUCUACCAGCGUGUCUUCAUGCAGCUUGGCUUAUCGCUCUUUCUGCCCAUGGUGGCUGGCCAGUUGGUCCAGCGUCUGUUUCCCAAGAUGACGAAAAAAAUCUUCUUCGACUGGAAGCUGCUCAAGCUCUCGUCCAUUGCCCUGCUCACAAUGGUGUGGCAAACGUUUGACCAGGCCUUUUCCUCGGGCGCUUUCAAGACUGUGAAGCCUUCCAACAUCAUCUUCAUCAUCUUCAUCACCAUCGCUCUCUAUCUCAUUUGGCUCGCAAUCUGCUUCACGGCCGCAACGCUGUGGUUGCCGAAAAAAGACGUCAUUGCGUGUUGCUACUGUUGUCCAGCCAAGGCACUCGCCAUGGUGGUACCGCUUACAUCAGUCAUGUACAUUAACAUCGAUCCUGUCGACCAGUCAAAGAUGCAGAUCCCAGCAAUCAUCUUCCAGGCAUUUCAGGUUGCAAUUGGCGGCAUCAUGACGAUCGGGUUUCGCAAGUGGGUGCGAGAAGAGGAGAGAGAAGAGGCGGAGAAGCAAGUGGAAGCUGAUAACACGUGA